AUGCCCGCAAUCGACGCCACUGACCUUAAGCUGGAAGACAUCAUUGAUGUCGACCGACUUUGCAACACGAGCGCGGUCGAUUGCGCACUCAACAUCAAGGACCGCGAAGCACAUAUCGAGGAGAUCCUCGUAAGCGAGAACCCCACGGUAGAGGCAGAGGCUCUGAUCCUCUCCGUCCUAUUACCCAGCCUGGCUACGGUUCUGAAAUCUUCUGCCUGUUUUGGCGCCCCUUCCGGCCAGAUUGACGAGAACCAUCCGCACUCUGUUGCAUCAUCGUCAUCGAGCUCCCAGCAUGGCACAAAACGGAAGGAGCCGGAAUCAUCAGAGGUGCCUCCGCGCAAGCGGAGAAAAAUCGUGAAUGGGCCGCGGGCAGUGACGCAUGCUCGCGAUUGCACAUGGCCCCAAUGUGAUGUUCGCGACGUGCCCGCGGUGAAUGACAUGUGGGCGCAUGUACAGACCCACGAGCCGCUCCUGAGGCAUACGGGUCCAGAGAUCGAGCCGGAGGUACGGUGCGUCUGGAAUUGCCACAAGGAGGGUUCUGUCGGCACGGUGAGAGACGUGGUAGAGCACAUGCGGCAAGUGCAUGCGCCGCGCCGACUCAACCGCACAAGAACGCAGGAGACGAUCGUCAAGGCGAGCGAACCGUGCUGGUGUCCGCAUGCGGAAUGCGUUCAAGGGCGGAUGCUUGGGCAUUCUGCAAGCACGAAGGCGACGUCGUCAUGGCAAGAAUUCCCUAGGCACUGCCAGUCUGUGCACUGGCUGUGUGGACACGAGGUCGAGUUCUGCGAGGUGUGCGGAGGUACGCAUCGCAAGGACGCGUUCCACAAGCGGAUGAUGCUGGAGAAGUGCUUGAAGAACCUUCUGAAGACGAGGUCUUUCCAGUCAGGAGAUCGAGAAACGCUCCUUGCCGAGAAGGACGAGCGGGCGAUGUAUGCGAAGCAGCCUUCGUACCGAGCAUGA
Messenger RNA from Postia placenta MAD-698-R-SB12, 960 nucleotides. RefSeq lists its product as hypothetical. The transcript has 5 exons. The record is from RefSeq and is a predicted model, not a curated record. The coding region runs from base 1 to 960 and encodes 319 amino acids. Lineage: Eukaryota; Fungi; Basidiomycota; Agaricomycetes; Polyporales; Adustoporiaceae.